AUGGACCAGUACGUGGCUCUCCUUAAGCAAUUUGUCGGCGCUUGUAACGCUAAUACGGAUCUUUUGCACGAUCCACGCCUCGGCUUCUACCGCGAGUACUUGGAGAAGUAAUUAAAAAAAGAUUUCCUUCAGUUUUCUGGCAAAACAAAUGAUUUAAGGCUUGGCGCUAAUAUUCCACCAAAAACAGAGAAGCCAAAGGCGGCCGAGCCGGAAAAAGAGCCGGAAAGUGCUUCGGCUCAGCCACAAUCUGAGCCCGAGCCGACUCCCGAACAGGUUUUUUUGUUUCGUUUUAUAAAAAAAUUUUUCUCAGGCUUGCUUUUUUUAUUUUAUUAAUCUAGAUGUUUUGAAGAUAGCCUCAGAAAUUAAUUUUUUUGUUUAAGAGUUCAGCAACACGUUCUCAAUACUCCUUUAAACCAGUCAGUAAUGAUUUUUUUUAUCAUUUGCGGAAUUUUUAUAAGGAUCUUUUGCAAGACCUGAGGUCUUUUAGGAAAUUGAGUGAACAUUUCUUUGAUUAAAAAUCUUUUAAUUUAACAAAAACCGUUUUUUUUUUAUAAAAAAUAAUAAAUUUUUGCGCUGAUUCUCGUUUUUUUAUCGAUCAUUUACAUUGGAUAUUAUGAAAGUUUUUAAUUUAGAGCUUUUUGAGGAUUUUUCAUAUGUCCUUCAAUUCGCUGCAAUUUUCAAGAAUUUUUUUUUCAAUUAGAAGUUUUUUUAUGAUUUUUAUGAAUCUAAUAGCAUGUAUACUUUUUAAUAAGUUUUUUACCUACCCAGAAUUUUCUCGGAAUAGUAGCUUCACUCAUGUUCAUAUACUUUCAAUAAAAAAAUUUUUUUGUAGUCUGUUCAGUUUUUGAAUGUCAAGUAGAAUGACGCCAUUCAAAAACGCUCAGUGGAUGACUCGCUCUCUGAUUGGUUUAUCGCGCCAUUAGGGGCGGAGCUUGGUUUGACAUUCAAAAUCGGAACAGACUAUAAGCUCUAUUUUCUGAGUAGUUUUUUAUAAAUAUGAUUUAGACCGUACCCUUCCCGGAAUUGGACAAUUCUGGAGUGAUCGAGCCGGACGAUGGCGGGGCUCUUCCCAUGGGCGAUCCGUCUCGUGAGGUUUUUCUUCAAUAAAAAAUGAAUCAAAUUGGAAAAUCUGAAUUUAAGCCGUCCGAGGAGGACAUUGAGAAGGCUUCGGAGGAGCGGGACAAAGCCAACGAGGCGUUUUCCAACGGUAAAAUGAAAAUAUAGUGAAGAAAUGAAGAAUUUUUCAGGAGACUUCGAUUCCUCGCUCCAGCACUACACGACGGCCAUUGAGUGCAAUCCUGGAUCCGCUAUUCUUCAUGCGAAACGCGCAAAGUUAGUGCCGGAAUGUUAAAAAGUGGACAAAAAGUCUUGAAACGGCGAAAAAACACGUUUUUAUGUGUAUUCGAUUACCGUGUUCAAACCAAUUUUGGUGAUUUCAAAAUUGACAUUCAAAAUGUUUUCGCGACGCUAAAUUGGAACCCUGUGAGCUGUUAAAAGAAAAUUGGGUCCUGCAGCGAAACCAAAUUUUGAAAUUAUUUGGAAAUCUUUAAACGAAAAUUUUUAACUCGCGUUAAAGUCGCUAUCUCGUUAUAGAAAAUUUUCCUAACGGCUCCCAAAAUUUGAAUUUCGCGAAAUCAUUUUGAAAUCGAUUUGAAAUGUUGUAUGAUUUCGCUACUAGUUAUAUUUUUGGAAGUUUGAGUGAUUUUUUUUUUUGACAAUUUUACGAGUAGUCGAAAUUGGAGGUAUACUACACUAGCAAGAAAAAUAAUUUUGUUUUUUUUUUGGUAUAGAAUAAAGUAUCUAACGUUCUUCAUUAUUAAUUGAUUAAUCAGUCUAUUUUAUUUAAAAAUUUUUUUAAUCUAUUUUUUUCAAAUUCGACUUAAUCACUUUCAAUCAAUCAAUUUGUUUAUUUUUUUCGCAACAUCGGGAUGGUAUAGUGAGGUUGCAGGGAGGGAAAAAGACCACUAGGUGGAUUAACUAAACCCACCUGUGAAGAAAAAAAAGACUUUCAAAAAAUUCGGUGAAAAAAAAUGAGCUUAACAUGAUUUAGUCGAGUUAUUGGAUUUUCGUGUUAAAUUAUUUCAUAAUUUGGUUAAAUUUAGCGUUCUUCUGAAGCUGAAACGCCCGGUUGCCGCGAUUGCCGAUUGCGACAAAGCGAUUUCGAUCAAUCCGGAUUCGGCGCAGGGAUACAAGUUCCGUGGACGUGCCAACAGGUAUAACGGUUUUGAAACUUGUACUCGACAAAAAAAAUCAGCUUACUAGUGUAUUUUUUAGUGGAAUUGAAAGAACACAUCUGUAGCAUUGAACAGUAAGAAUUUUUAUAGUUUUUAAAGUUCGGGGGUGAAAUGAUAAAAUUUAUACAUACCUUAUUAAUCCAGUUUUAAUGGUUAAGAUAAUUUGAAAAAAAAAUGAAAUAUAGCUCAAAGUAUUGAUUGGAUUCGAGAAGUUUUCACAAAAAAUAAAAAUCUGGAUUUUUUUGCCUUGAGUUUUUGCUUUGGAAUAUUUUCUUAUACUAUUUCUUUUCAACUUUUAUUGCUCGGGUUUCUCUAGAUUUUGCUUCAAAAUCGCCUGUUUGACAGAAAAGUUUUUUUUAAAGUUCUGAAGGGUUUUUUCCAGUUUUAUUCCUUCGACGACUAGCCGUAUUUUAUGUUUUCAUACACCUGUUGAAAAUUUUUCAAAGUUUUAUAUACCUGUCAAAAAACCUUCUUUUUUUUUCGCUUUCAAAGCGGUUUUUCAGUUAUUCCUUCAAGGUCCUUGAACACUUACCGUAUUUUAUACCGUAAAAAGCCUUUUUUUAAGAUUUUGGAUGAUUUUCUCAGUUUUAUUCUUUCAAGCUCUUUGGAGACUUUCCGAAUUUUCGACCUUAAAAAGGCUUUUUUUUGGGGUUUUUCUCAGUUUCUUUUCUUCCAACUCGAACACUUUCCCAAUUCGAAAAAGAUUUUGCAGGGUUCUCUCAGUUUCAUUUCUUCAAGCUCCUUGAAAACUUUCCCAAUUUUAAGCCUUGAAUUUUUUAUUUUUGAGUUUUGAAGGAUUUUUUUUUCUGUUCCUUCUUGGAACUAAAAGUUAAAGUUGACUUCAGACUCCUUGGACGUUGGGUUGAAGCCAAAACCGACCUCGCCACGGCUUGCAAACUCGACUACGACGAAACUGCAAACGAAUGGCUCAAGGAAGUUCAGCCCAACGUGAGUUUCAGAACAAAAAAAGAACGAGAAGUAUAA
Caenorhabditis auriculariae is the source of this 3218-nucleotide messenger RNA. The record is from the annotation of a GenBank genome assembly. NCBI's taxonomy places the organism in Eukaryota, Metazoa, Nematoda, Chromadorea, Rhabditida, Rhabditidae.